Ceraceosorus guamensis is the source of this 4026-nucleotide messenger RNA. RefSeq lists its product as hypothetical. The transcript has 6 exons. NCBI's taxonomy places the organism in Eukaryota, Fungi, Basidiomycota, Exobasidiomycetes, Ceraceosorales, Ceraceosoraceae. The record is from RefSeq and is a predicted model, not a curated record. Gene Ontology annotation, molecular function: chitin synthase activity. Gene Ontology annotation, cellular component: cell septum; cell periphery. The coding region runs from base 146 to 3748 and encodes 1200 amino acids.
CUCUUUCCACAGUCUCCACCACCAUAGCAGUGCCGGUCCCUGCUGGUGCAUAAACCUCAAAGCGGAAGCUCGUCUCUCCCCAGAAACAUUGGAGUCGCUGUGAAGAAAAUAUCCGCGCGGCCCCGCCCGCUGUUCCACCAGCAAGAUGGCCCCGCAACGCAACACCACAUUCACAAAGUCCUUUGUGAGACCACGGAACGCCAGAAAUCAGAGCUCAGGCGGCCUGCCGGUCCGGUCAGAGGCUCCACCGCCUUUGAGGCAACCGACUAAGCUGCAGAGAGCAAAGACUCUCACACGCCCCGAGCGCGGUCAGCCACAAGUUCCGCUCAUCAAUCCUGAAGGCGUUGGUCGAGGGGCCACGCGGCAGGGCUCUGGAAGUUGGACCUGUUUCAGCAGAGUUGUCACCUUCUGGGCACCUCCACCAUGUAUGAGAGCUUGUGGACUCAAGGACGCAAGCAGUCAACAGGCGUGGAGAGAAAAAGUGUCUCUGGUGUUCCUAGCCCUGCUGCUUGGAGGCUUUGUUGGCUUCUUCACCAUGGGCCUCAACAAAGUCUUGUGUCCGGCAGCUGCCCAGACUCUACCAAAUCAGCUUGCGAGAGUCGGAAAAGACUUGUCAUCCGCUGUUGGUAUCGCUGGAUGGGACUACAACAUCACAGCAGCCAAGCUGCCAGGUCAAGCUGAGGUCGGCUACAACAUGUACACCCGAGCUAGCGACGCUGCAGGAUACGAUGUCACCCCUCUUCUGAAGCGCACUGCAGCAAAUUAUCCCUCUUGCAGCGGCCUGAAGGGCAAAUAUGCCACCAGCGACGAUUGUUCGCCAGGUCGAGCUGGAUUGCCCGCCUGCCCGCUGGGCGAUCUGACCACUGCGAACCUCCAGACUCAACAAUUGUUCAACACGAGCAGAAAGGUGGGCUACGCGUGGGAGGACUUGGCGGACGGCAAGUAUCCUAACAUGAUCGUCAUCGAUGGAUUCGUCUUGAACAUGCAACCUUACAUCAACGCCAACCCGACGUCGAUCUCUGGAGACGCGGUGGAUGCUGCGAUUCGGCGUGGACUUGCCCAGGAUGCUGCAGGAGGACGAGACGCAACUCGCAUGUUCACUGUGAAUCAAGACCUGAAAAGUGCGAUACCGUGCUUGAAGGAGAAGUACCUCGCAGGUCGCAUCGAUAAGAUCACACCUGGCUGCUUCGUCUCCAACCUGUUCCUCUACGCUUCCCUUACAGUCAUCUUGGGUCUAGUGUUCAUUCGCUUCUUGAUGGCCAUCUGGUUUUCAUGGUUCAUGUCGUGGCGAAUGAGCGCCACUCCGGAUGACUACGGCACCAACCGGUUCAACCACAACAACAUGCCUGGCGGUGCUAUGACCACCGUCGAUAAUCCCGGUCAGGCACCAUGGGCGAACAAGGAGCGACCUACGCCUUCGAAAGCGCCUCGUCUUCGCCAUGACGACUCGGGUCUCACCGCAACAACGACCGCCGCUAAGAUUGGUAACGAGCCCUACGUCGUUUGUCUGGUCACAGCCUAUUCAGAAGGCGAGGAAGGCAUAUCGAAUACUCUGACUUCCUUGGCAGAGACCGAGUAUCCCGAUUCGAGGAAACUGCUCUUCCUCGUUUGCGACGGCAUGGUCACAGGCUCAGGAGAGAGCAUGUCCACACCAGACAUCUGCGUUGGUUUGCUCGAGUCGGAUGCGCGCUUCGGCACUCCUAUGCCCAUGAGCUUCAUCAGCGUUGCCCAAGGAGCAAAGGCACACAACAUGGCGAUGGUGUACGCCGGCCACUACACACGCGGACGUGGUCACCGCACGCCUAUGAUUGUCGUCAUCAAGUGUGGUACGCCUGGUGAAGCAUCGGAGAAAAAGCCCGGCAACAGAGGAAAGCGUGAUGGGCAAAUGAUCCUGAUGAACUUCUUCCAGAGGGUGACUUACAACGAGCGCAUGACUCCACUCGACUUUGAUAUGUUCCGCAAGAUCCACACGUUGAUGGGGGUGACACCGGACUACUUCGAGCUUUGCAUGAUGGUGGACGCCGAUACGAAGGUGUACCCCAAGUCCAUGCGGAUGCUCGUGAACUCAAUGAUGAAGGACCACAUGAUCAUGGGCGCCUGUGGAGAAACACGUAUUUCUAACAAGCGUUCGUCGUGGGUGACUGCCAUCCAAGUUUACGAGUAUUUCAUCUCGCAUCACAUGGUCAAAGCUUUCGAAUCGGUCUUUGGUGGUGUCACCUGCUUGCCCGGGUGCUUCUCCAUGUACCGCAUCAAGGCGCGAAAGCCGGAUCAGGAUUGGGUGCCGAUCAUCGUCAAACCGGAGGUGACGCGCGAGUAUAGCCAGAGCGUUGUGCACACGUUGCAUCAGAAGAAUCUCCUCUUGCUUGGCGAGGAUCGUUUCUUGACGACUCUUCUGCUCAGGACCUUUCCGAAUAGAAAGAUGGUCUUCGUGCCCCAGGCGCGGUGUCGGACAGAGGUGCCACACACAUUCAAGAUGCUUCUUUCCCAAAGGAGACGCUGGAUCAACUCGACUGUGCACAAUCUGAUGGAGCUCGUCCUUGUUCGAGAUCUCUGCGGCACCUUCUGCUUCUCGAUGCAGUUCGUUGUCUUCAUGGACUUGAUCGGAACCGCAGUGCUGCCAAUUGCUAUUGCGCUCACCUACACCUUGAUCGUCUCCUACUGUCUGAACGCUCCCAAGACCUUCGAAGAGGCAAUUCCCCUCAUGCUACUGGUUGCUGUGCUUGGAUUGCCAGCGGUCUUGAUCUUGCUUGCUACCCGGAAAGUUGUCUACGUUGUAUGGAUGGGCGUUUACCUGGUUUUUCUUCCAGUGUGGAACUUUAUCCUGCCCGUUUACAGCUUCUGGAACUUCGACGACUUCAGCUGGGGAGAAACCCGAAAGGUCGAAGGAGAAGGCAAAGACACGGGCCAUGGCGACGAAGAUGGCACGUUUGCUGCUGCUAGUGUGCCUUUGCGCCGCUGGGAGGAUUGGGAACGAUCACGGUUGAAGCGAACCGCACGAGAGGAGAAGCGUAGGCGGGAAAUGGAGAAGCAGUUCGGGCGCGGUUUCCACAACGACCAGUAUCUGGGAGAGCCGAGACCGGACAGCGAUUCUUUCAGCGAUCACGCGAGCAGCGCAGAUCCGGACGAAGACCAAUGGGGUCUCCACAUCAGCGCUUUCGACGAGCACGCACCGCCACCACUUGCCAUUGUCAGGCACAGUAUUUGGGUCGAUGGCAGAGAAGUCAUCUUGGACGGCUCAGAGAUGGAGAAGAUGCUGGAGCAAGGCUGGUCUGAUGACUUUGCGAGCGGACCACCUGCAGACAAGGGACCUCUUGCGCCCAGCGCAGUGAAUGCUCGCCGAAGCGGAAGGUGGUCAAGAAUAGAGGCGCCCGUGCCUUCGAUACCCCACAGGUACAGCCAGUAUCAACGACAGCCGACCGGCAUGCCACCACGAGGCCCUCCUCAAAACGGAUCCUCGCUCGAUCUCAUACCGCCAUCUCCUCACGGUGAUGAUCCGUACGCUCCGCUCGUCCGCGGCAUGUCGCAACCUUCUUCACCUCAUUUUGGCCCUCACGGGACACCCAGUCCGAACGGACAAGCCAAUUAUGCCCGUCCGUAUCCAAAUGGAAACCCUGCCAGCGGACACUCUUCGGGCAUCGAGGGUCGCGACUCUUUCAAUGCCCAGCAUGCUCGACAACGGUCGCAAGGCUCUGGCGCACUCGCUCCUGGAGGCCCUCUGGGCGGUUUCAGACCGCCGCCUCGUUUCUGAAAGCGCUGUAGCUGCCCCACUGGUCGAUCGCCUUGUACAUUCUGCUCUCUUGCAUUGGGCUCCAUCACUUUGUCACAUCGGAUCGGUCUCGAUCAGGCCCUCUUUGGAAGAUUCUCGGCAAGUCGACACUGCGCAUCAACGCGACUAAUGCGGGACGCCGCCUCGUCGCAAGCUAUCCUCCGCUACACUCAUUUGCAAGCAUGAAGCAUUUCUUGAUCCACUCAACAGUCUUUCGUAUCCUCUCCCUCACUUUGUGUGUGUGUGCGUGUGGCCAUCGC